AUGGAAUUGUGGGGCGACGGGCUGAGGAACGAGGCAGCGCGAUCUCAGACGGCGCCGCGACGGUCGCAUCAGCAACGGCUGCAGCAGCACCUACGCAAGACGAUGGAGAACGCGAUCGGCCCCCACGACCGGAGGUAUCACUGUCCGAAAUGCGAGAAGUCCUUCUCGCAGAGCUACUCGAUGUACCGGCAUUACAAAUACGAGUGUGACUCACUGCCGCGUUAUCAGUGCCCGUACUGCGGCCACGUCAACUUCAGGCCGAUCGUCCUGCAGAAGUAUCACGGCGUUGUGCGGAAUUCCCGUCACACGCUCAGACUUCAAGCCGUGAACCGACGUGGCUAUCCCUGUCCUAGGUGUGCCCGAGUCUUCCGCACUCCCGGCGGCAUGAGCCGACACUACCGGCUAGAGUGCGUCGACAUGCCACGCUUCAAGUGUCCCCACUGCGACAUGCGUAGCAAGUACACGCAAGCUGUGUACAGACACAUCCGGGCGAAGCACCGCAACAUGGAGCUGCGAUUCGUCAAGCUGUACUAA
This is a messenger RNA of Vollenhovia emeryi, 534 nucleotides long. Its product is annotated as zinc finger protein 551-like. Gene Ontology annotation, molecular function: RNA polymerase II cis-regulatory region sequence-specific DNA binding; DNA-binding transcription factor activity. Gene Ontology annotation, biological process: regulation of transcription by RNA polymerase II. The transcript is spliced from 3 exons. Lineage: Eukaryota; Metazoa; Arthropoda; Insecta; Hymenoptera; Formicidae. The coding region runs from base 1 to 534 and encodes 177 amino acids. The record is from RefSeq and is a predicted model, not a curated record.